UUUUUGCUACAUCUCAAUUGAUUCUUACAUAUUUCUAGAUUUAGAUUCAAUUAGAGUUCAUUGGAAUGUUUAAAAACAUGAUGUUUAAUGAUUACGAUAUAAAUCACGAUGAGCAUUUGAAAAUAAAAACAAAAAAUCCUCGAAUUAUUGUUUUUCGAUCUUUUAUUCGAUUAUAAUUCGAAUUUGAGAUUACCCCGUGCGGCCCGCCAAGUCACGUGAUGCGCGAAAAUAUCACGUGGCGCUUUUUAGUGCUCCAGUAGAGCGCGCCAGUGUACAUUUGAUUAAACAUCAUGACGAAAGGAUCUGUUUGCUUCGCAAAUACAAAAUUGCAAGUUUGUCAACUUAUCCUUCGUGCACUAUUAAGUCUAAUAUUAUAAUGUCAUUAUGAUUAACCUACAUUUAUUUCAAUAAUUAAUUAUAUAUAUCAUUUAGUAACGCACAUACGCAACGAUUUUGCGCGUGACAUGUCGUGAGUCGACCCACUUUACGAAUAUAGAUCAUUAAUUCUUCCUCGGACGAUCGUACCUCGAGCGUGAUCUCAUCGAUAUAACAAGUGUUCCUCGAACUUCCUUAUUUUUUUUUUACAAAAUAUUGUGAUGUUUUACUAUUUUAGAAAUUAUUUUCACAGUCAUUAAGAAUAUAAAUAAAUCAACCUACAACCUAUAAACGAUCUCCUCUUCGAAUAAAGUUUAAAUGUGUCAUUUUUCUUGAUAACGUCAUGGAUCUUAACGUACUUCAAAUACGUGUGCAUUUAACGAACGAUGUAAUUAGGUUAAGUUGACCGAUGACAGAAGGUUUUUGAUUCUACUAUGCUUUACCUUUGGAGUAAACCGACUGAUUAAAUGUCAAAUAAUACAUCUCUUUUGUUGGGACAAACGUUGAAUGACAAAAGUAUCCAUAAUUAUCAAGAAUCAAGAUGAACUAUGGUUGUGCAUUUACUAAUAUUUUACAUUAUUAUGAAGACUCAAUGUGUGUGAUAAACUUUUUACAAAGAUCUCAACUGUAUUUGCUUGUAUAUAUCAAAGAUAUUUAGAGUGCAAGUUAUCGUCCAUCAAUAUGCCUCACGUGACUAGAAAAUGGGAAUUGUUUCCUGGUCGAAAUAGAUUUUGUUGCGAUGGCAGGGUAAUGACUGCACCCCAAACAGGAGUCUUCUAUGUUACGGUGUGUUUGGUUGCUGGUACCAGUGGAUUGUUCUUUGCUUUCGAUUGUCCAUUUUUGGCUGUACAUAUAACACCUGCAAUCCCGGUAAUAGGUGGAUUAUUAUUCGUAUUUGUAAUGUCUGCGUUGUUUCGAACGAGCUUUAGUGAUCCCGGUGUUAUUCCAAGAGCAACACCGGAUGAGGCUGCUUAUAUAGAAAAACAGAUUGAAGUACCAAAUAAUGGUAACUCUAAAACAUAUAGACCACCUCCAAGAACAAAAGAAGUAUUGGUACGAGGACAGCCCGUAAAGUUAAAAUAUUGCUUUACUUGUAAGAUAUUUAGACCACCAAGAGCCUCGCACUGUAGCUUAUGCGAUAAUUGUGUAGAAAGAUUUGAUCACCAUUGUCCGUGGGUUGGCAAUUGUGUUGGUAGAAGAAAUUAUAGAUAUUUUUAUGCUUUUAUAGUAUCAUUAGCAUUCUUAUGUGUUUUUAUAUUUGCCUGCGCUGUUACACAUUUAAUAAUGCUUACAAGAGACGACAGACCAUUUUUAGAAGCUGUCAAAUUAUCUCCUGGUAGUGUCAUUGUAGGAGUGAUAUGCUUUUUUUCUGCUUGGAGUAUCUUGGGUCUUGCUGGUUUUCACACGUAUCUAGCAACGAGUAAUCAAACAACUAAUGAAGAUAUAAAAGGUUCUUUUACAAGUAAAAUAGGUCAAGAAAGUUUUAAUCCAUAUAGUCGUGGAAAUAUUUGUGGAAAUUGUUUCUAUGUUUUAUGCGGUCCUUCGCCACCAAGUUUAAUUGAUCGUAGAGGAAUAGUUACUCCUGAGUACCGUGCAGAACAGGAACGAGUUUCUGAUGAAAAUGUGAUAGCUAAUAAUAAGUCGUAUGGAACAGUAAAGAUUAUCCAACCACAGUCAAACGGAACAGGACUGCAGACGAAUGUUCCAACAGAACUAACGGAUUCAAUGAAUAAUCUUGUUACUGGUCGUUACUCUCCAAGAUUAGAAUCUAUUAAUGGUGAGUUGUCUCUUUUACGGCAUCCUUCUCGUUGUACUGAUGAAAUUCCAAAAUAUUCUCAUCAGUUUAUAAGUGAUAUUUAUGUUCCAUCAUAUCCUAUGCCACAUUGUCCUCAGGAAAAACAUAUGAAAUAUAAUGUUAAUGAUAGGAUUAAUCCAGAAUUUCAAAAAGGUAUACAUAAGUAUCCACAUAGAUGUAGAGAAGAAUAUCACAGGUGUUCGGAUAACAAUUUAAUAUAUGAUCAGUGCAUACAAGAUCACAAAUAUGCGAUAGAUCUUCAAAAAUAUCCUCAAAGAUAUUCCGAGGAUACUUUACAAUAUAAAAUAGACGAUAAAAAUGGUUAUUCUGAUUUACAAAAGUUUCCACAGUGUCGUUCUGAAGAUCCUUUACGUAUUUCUCAAAGUCAACAUCAUACUAUGAAAUAUAAUAAUCUUAGAUGCACCGAUAAUGGUAUUAAAUAUCCGAUAGCAAAAAAUAUAUUACCAGCACGUAUAUUAGGUGCUACUGGUAUUCCUAUACAAGCGUUAGGACUUGUAGAUAAUCGUUUUGGUUCAAAUCCAUUGAGUAAUAAUUUAUCUUACGUUGAAAAUUCAUUUUGUCCUAACGAUAGUACAGAGGAAAAUCUUUUGAAUAGAAGAUUUAUCAUGAAUUCUAUGAGUAGUACUACGAAUAGUGUAAGUCAGCUAGUUACCAACGAAGUACCAUUAGCAUCGCUCAAUAUUGCUCCAAUUGAUAUCGAUGAAAUUGCUCCGCUUCCUCCGCGUCCAAACGUUGCAGUUUCUUCUGCGUUGGAUACCAGCACAGUACCAUCAGUAACCGUAACUACUCCGUUGUCUGCCUCAAGGCUUAGAUUAUUACAAGAUACUACCAUGAUUGAAUCUGCAUUAGAUUUAGAUUCAUUGGAAGAUUCUAGCGUUGGUAAAGGAAGUCAAGUAGGCCUUAUUAAAAUGGGAGCAGUAUCAUAAUCUAUUUUUAUGAUUAAUUUCAUUUACAAACAUACUAUACACACAUACAUACAUACAUACAUACAUACA
Messenger RNA from Polistes dominula (European paper wasp), 3186 nucleotides. RefSeq names its product Palmitoyltransferase app (gene app). Lineage: Eukaryota; Metazoa; Arthropoda; Insecta; Hymenoptera; Vespidae. Gene Ontology annotation, biological process: peptidyl-L-cysteine S-palmitoylation; protein targeting to membrane. Gene Ontology annotation, cellular component: Golgi apparatus; endoplasmic reticulum. Gene Ontology annotation, molecular function: protein-cysteine S-palmitoyltransferase activity. The record is from RefSeq and is a predicted model, not a curated record.